This is a messenger RNA of Vicia faba (fava bean), 648 nucleotides long. The record is from the annotation of a GenBank genome assembly. Lineage: Eukaryota; Viridiplantae; Streptophyta; Magnoliopsida; Fabales; Fabaceae.
AUGUAUUCAUCAAAUUCACCAUUUUUUGUCCCACUAUUGUUCAUCUUCUUCGCCAAUUUUCUAUUUCACGUUUUAGGUCAACAAACCGAAGAUUCUCACCACGCACAUGGGUUUGGGCACAGAGUUCUUAUGAGUUUGAAAGAAAAACCCGCUGGAAGUAACUUUACCUUUGAUUGUGCUCCUUCUGGUCCUUGUGUUCCCUGCAUCUACUCAGAGAAGGGUGAUGAGAAAUAUCGCUGCAGUGAGACAGGGUAUCGAAUUCCAUUCAAAUGUGAAGAGAGUAAAGGCUCAACAAAGGAUGCUAAGAAAACAAAUCCUAAGAAAACUCGGACUGCUUUAGAAAUCUCUAGUAGUAUUGCAAAGUCUCGUAAAGUUUCACAUGUUUCUGGAGUGGUAACAACUUCGUGGCCACAUAGAACUUUACUGGAUGAUUCAUUGGCUUCAAAUAAUCAGUCACAGGCUUAUGUCACUUAUAGAAGCUGUAUACCCGCAGAUUCCGAAGAGAAGUUAUCAGUGCUUGGUUUUGAGGGUAUUGUGAUAUUCUUGUUGCUCAUUAGCGGAUCAUUUGUAUACCUGAAAAAAAGGAGGGCCGCCGCCAUGUCUGGUUAUGUAGCAGUUGGAAGGGGUCAACCAAACUCUCGGUUUUGA